This is a messenger RNA of Melanotaenia boesemani (Boeseman's rainbowfish), 4519 nucleotides long. Its product is annotated as carnitine O-palmitoyltransferase 1, liver isoform-like. The transcript is spliced from 19 exons. Gene Ontology annotation, biological process: carnitine metabolic process; fatty acid metabolic process. The record is from RefSeq and is a predicted model, not a curated record. Gene Ontology annotation, molecular function: carnitine O-palmitoyltransferase activity. Gene Ontology annotation, cellular component: mitochondrion. Bases 174 to 2531 code for a protein of 785 amino acids. NCBI's taxonomy places the organism in Eukaryota, Metazoa, Chordata, Actinopteri, Atheriniformes, Melanotaeniidae.
UUAGCUAGUCGACAGGAGGAGGAAGCCUGAGUGGCGCUUCAGCCGUAGGCAGUUGGUGGUUGUGCGACGUCAGAAGUUAACUAUCUGUUCCUUCUUGGCUAAAGUACUGAAAUUUCAAACCCUGUACUCGACAACAGUCUCCACAGCAGGCCCUCUCAUUGUGCACAGUAAUCAUGGCAGAAGCCCACCAGGCUGUGGCCUUCCAGUUCACAGUCACACCAGAGGGCAUUGAUCUGCAGCUGUCCCACCAGGCCCUCUCUGAGAUCUACCUCUCUGGUGUGCGCUCAUGGAAGAAGCGUAUCAUCAGAGUCAAGAACAGUGUGAUAACAGGUGUUUAUCCUGCUAGUCCAUCCUCCUGGCUGUUUGUGGUCAUAGCAAUCCUGGCUACCAUGUACACUCGCUCUGACCCCUCCAUGGGACUCAUAGCAAAGAUACAGGAGCACCUGCCAGUCAGCCAGUCCAUGAGUACACAGUGCCAAGCGGUGGUGUCAGCUAUACUCUUCAGCACCAUGUUAUGGCUCUUGCUCAUCUUCACCAUGCGGCUGUGCCUAAAGCAGCUCCUCUCCUACCACCGAUGGAUGUUCGAGCAGCAUGGAAAGAUGUCCACUACAACCAAAGUUUGGGUGGCGCUGGUGCGAAUCUUUUCUGGCAGAAAGCCUCUGCUCUACAGCUACCAGGGCUCACUGCCAAACCUCCCUCUACCUACCAUUAAGGACACAGUCAAGAGGUACAUGGAAUCAGUUCGUCCACUGAUGAAUGAUACAGAAUAUGAGCGAAUGACCAAGCUGGCCGCGGAGUUUGAGGGCAGUCUUGGCAAUCGCCUGCAGUGGUACCUCAAACUCAAAGCUCUCUGGGCCUCAAACUACGUUAGUGACUGGUGGGAGGAGUAUGUCUAUCUACGUGGGAGAAAUCCUAUAAUGGUCAACAGUAACUACUAUGGCAUGGACUUCUUGUAUGUGACUCCAACACCCAUCCAGGCAGCCAGGGCAGGCAACAGCAUCCAUGCAUUUUUCCUGUACCGCCGCAAACUCAAUAAGGAGGAGCUUAAACCUAGUCGUAUCCCAGGCAUUGACAUUCCUCUGUGUGCAGCUCAGUGUGAGAGGAUAUUCAACACCACACGCACUCCUGGAGAGGAGACUGAUACUGUGCAACAUUGGCAUGACAGCGACUACAUAGUGGUGUACCACAAAGGUCGCUACUUCCGUCUCAGGGUGUAUCAGGCAGGCAGACUCCUGUCGCCAAGAGAGAUUGAAUUCCAAAUUCAGAGAAUCCUUGAUGACUCUACACCUCCCUACAAAGGAGAGGCCAGACUUGGUGCCCUAACUGCUGGAGACAGAAUUCCAUGGGCUAAAGCCAGGGCAAAGUAUUUCAGCAGUGGGGUCAAUAAACGCUCCCUGGACUGCAUUGAGAAAGCAGCCUUUUUUGUGACCCUGGAUGAUGAAGAACAAGACAUGAUGGGAGACAAUCCAGUAGCUAGCUUAGAUCACUAUGCCAAGUCUUUGUUGCAUGGCAAAUGCUAUGACAGGUGGUUUGACAAGUCUUUCUCAGUGGUUUUCUACAAGAAUGGAAAGAGCGGCAUAAGUGCAGAGCACUCAUGGGCUGAUGCACCAGUGGUUGCACAUGUAUGGGAGUAUGUCCUAGGGACUGACAGUUUUCAGCUUGGUUACAAUGAAGAAGGUCAUUGCAAAGGAGAAGUGGAUUCAUCACUGCCUCAACCACAGAAGCUCAACUGGGAAAUCCCUCCAGAAUGUGAGGAGCAGAUCACCCAGUCCCUGGUGGUGGCACAAGCCCUGGCCAAUGACGUGGACUUCCACGUUUUCUCCUUCCGAGACUUCGGCAAAGGCAAGGUCAAGAAGUGUCGAGCCAGUCCUGAUGCCUUCAUUCAGAUGGCUCUUCAGCUGGCCUACUACAGGGAUCGGGGGAUGUUUUGUUUGACGUAUGAGGCCUCCAUGACCCGUCUGUUCAGGGAGGGCAGGACCGAGACUGUUCGCUCCUGCACCAAUGAGAGCAGUGCCUUUGUCAAAGCACUGGAGGGUGGAGAGACAGCAGAUGUGUGCAGGCGUUUGUGCCGUGCAGCAUCAGAUAAACACCAGCAGCUAUACCGCAUGGCCAUGACCGGAGCUGGUAUUGACAGACACCUUUUCUGCCUUUAUGUGGUGUCCAAAUACCUCGGAGUGGAGUCUCCGUUCUUGAAAGAGGUGCUAUCCGAGCCAUGGAGGCUGUCCACAAGUCAGACUCCUCUCCAGCAGGUGGAGCUGUUUGACUUGGUCAACCACCCAGAAUACAUUUCUUGUGGAGGCGGCUUUGGACCAGUGGCUGAUGAUGGCUAUGGGUUGUCUUACAACUUCAUGGGAGAAAACGUCAUGAACUUCCACAUCUCGUGUAAACGCUCGUGUCCCGACACUGAUCCUCAUAAGUUUGGUGACCAGAUCAGAAAAGCUCUGCACGAUCUCCUAAAGCUGCUGAGUCCUAACCAGAAGGAACCCAACAAAACACCGGAGAGCCGACCUGAGGUCAAAAAAGAGCAGUAGAUACUUCAUCAGGGGGAAGGAGGAAGGAAGAGGAGUAGAAAGAUACAUCAAGUCGGGAACGGCAGAUUUUUGUUCCUUGUGCACUGAAAGUCAGUCAGGUGGUUGAUAAUCAAAAACUCAUUUUUUUAUUGAUUAUGGCAGUGAAGGUGGUAUUUUUAAUAGUGUCUAUAUUUGCAUAUGUGUUUAUUAACCGUGUGUGACAGAGAGGAUAAGGACCACAGAAGAACAAAUCAAGAAUAGGUUUGGUUUAGUUUAAUAGUCAAACUCCUUGAUCUUAUGUAAUCCAGAGCCGAGAUAAAUAGUUAUAAAUAUGAUGUAGGGUUACAGUAAGAAGAGGCCAGUAAUCAUUGCACCACUCAGUGUUGGGGUAGUCUAUCCUAACAUCACUCUACUGCAGGGAGCAUUUAGUGCAGUAUGUUUUAACAGUAUAAAAUAUGCCUAUUUCUGCCACCACAUCUAUCUUGUUUAAUAAAAGCAGCUGGAAGUGUUUGAUACAUUUUGAUUAAUGUGGUAUUAGAACAGAGAAAACACGAAGGACUGUGGAGGUAGUUUUUAUUUUCUACCAUCUGAAUGGAAAAUUGUUAAAGUGACACCAGGAUAUUUUUUAAAACUGGGAAGGCUGACCUCUGAGUGUUUACUCAGUAUGUGUAAAUCUGCUUUUACAUACAUGAUUGUAAUGCUGUGCUCAGUGCCAGGUGGUGCAGUGGGAUUAGAGACUCCUUUAAAUUCAGCGCUGUUUGAUGGGAAUUAUUUUCAGUGUCAACUCAUUCAGGAAACAACUUCUGGAUUGCUUCUUUUAAAAACAAGAUCUAGCUGUACCGUCCAUAAAGUCCACUUUUUCACUGCAACCAUCAUGUUUUAUUCUUUGUUUUUAUGUAAAAAAAAAAAGCACCAUAACAAUGCAAACUAUAUUUAUGAACAUGAUGUGCAAUGAUUCACUCAGCAGCACUACAGGUCAGGUGUGAAGUGUUCUGCAAGUGUCACAAAUCUAUUAUCUCCACUGCCUUUUUUGAUUUUCAUUUCAGAUCCGACCAGCUUGUUAUAUUAUGUCAUUGCUAUCGUGAGGCUUUUUAAUUCAAUAUUACAAUGGAACAUAAAGACAUUCUUAAUAAAAAAGUAAAAAGAAAAGCUUCUCUUUGCUUGGACUUUCUUAUGGUUUGGGUUAUUAAUUUGAAUUAAGCUACAAUCAUCUGGCAAGCUCUUCAUUUUGUACAAUGUUUAAUUUUAAUUCCCUUUCAAACAUUAGUGCAUCAUGCUUCACAUAUGAAGCAGCAUUCCCCACCACUUAAAAGCAGUGUGAUGAAUCCUGUUAAUAAAAUGUAAACAGGCCUUAAUAUGCUGGUUUUUAUAAAUGCAAAUGGCCAAAAAAGUAAAAAUAAUAAUAAAACAAACAGAUAAGACAUUAGGAAAGCAAAAAUGUGGUUCCCUGAAAACUAAAUGUGUCAAAUGUCUUGUCAAUAUUGCUUUAUAAAAACUGCACAGAAACUUGAUAUGUUUUAGGAAUAUUCUUGGAUGACAAAUGGAUGAGCAAACGCCACAAAGUCUUUAAGUCUGACUUUGUUUUUGAGUUUGAGUACAACUAAAUCUGAUUUUAUGUCAUGUUUUUACAGGCUGUGCAAACUACUCCAGCUCAAAUGCAAAAACAGAUGGCGUCCGUAUGUACAUAUGUAUAUUUUUCCAGGAUGGCAGAUCAGGCUUCAUCGGUUUUUAUUCUUUUCCUUUUAAUUGAAAUUACUUCCAUCAGGUUGGACUCUCUUGUUCGGAGUUGUGGAGGCAAGAAAAUACUGUACCUUUAAUUAAACCAAUUGUAGUUAUAUCACUAUGCUAGUUAUUUGUAACUUGUAGCAAUGUUCAAAAACUAAUGAAAGAUGUCAGAGUUUACUUCUUUCAGAAUAGCUUCACUCACACCAGAAAUAUUCAAACUGAUGGAUGACCUCAUCUCAACUCUUAUCCACCUUGUAAUUUUUUUUCCCUGUGGCUGAAUAAAC